UUAAGCUUCAGUCUGUGGUAGAGCUUCAGAACAGAAGACUGACUCCACUGACUGUUAGGCCUGGAAAGGCUGUAUUUUCUGGUGGACAGAACAGACAGUCUACAGCAGAGCCUGUCUGUCUACAAGUGUAGGGUCAGUAGGAGCACCAUGCCCCCAGGGGCUGCAGCGGGAUCAGACAGGAAGAGGGCUGCCAGAGGCCUGGAGGGACCCAGAGGGGCAGCACAGAGCCUCUCAGACACUCAGCUCACAGACCCAAGGAGAGGCACAUGACUCCCCCCUCUCUCACUAAAGCAAGAAACACUGCUGACUCUGGGGUGAGAGGAGAAAUGAUCCAGACUCCGAGAAGCCAACAUCAAGGCUGUUCACAGAGGACAUAAAAACAGGCUUGGGAUCUUAGAAUUACGUGAUACAUCAUACACGUACCAAUGGAUUAACAGGGGACUGGUCUUGUCUUUUUGGAUACAAGCACAGGUAUUGAUGGAAUUACUUGUUGUUAUUUUUUUUUUUAAACACUGGACAUGGUGGUGUUCACAUGAGGACAUUGUGCUUAUGAACAUUGGAUACGAGAGAAGGUGUGGUUAUUUUUUGAGCUAGUAUUCCCUUAUGCUGGGGGAAGAUUGGAAAUGACAUAACUGAUGAAAUUAAGGACUGAAAUUAAGGACACAUCAGUGCUCCAUUCUUUGGAAUUAACUUGUACAAGUGAUCGAUGCUUUCCACAAAAACAUUCCCAUUGUUGUAUUGACAUUCAUCAACACUCCCAUCCUCUACUCCUCUCUAAAGAUGCAUAAUAGCACUCUAGAGACUGAUGGCAUCAGUGCUCUUGGUUUGACCCAAACCAACAUGAGCUGUAUUAAGAGUGAUGGCUUUAAGUACACCCUGUACACAGCGGUUUUCAGCCUGGUCUUCAUAGUCGGGCUGCUCUUCAACAUGGCUGCCAUGUACAUCUUUGCCUGCACACUGAAGUUGCGCAACGAGACCACCACCUACAUGAUGAACCUGGUGGUGUCCGACCUGCUCUUCGUCCUCACCCUGCCCUUCAGAAUCUUCUAUUUUAUCAACCAGGAUUGGCCGUUUGGCAGGGGGCUCUGCCAGCUUUCGGUCUCCCUAUUCUAUACCAACAUGUACGGUAGCAUUCUCUUCCUCACUUGCAUCAGCGUGGACCGUUUCCUGGCCAUCGUCCACCCAUUCCGAUCGCAGGCGCUGCGGACGAAGCGGAACGCCAAGCUGGCCUGCUGCGCUGUUUGGGUGUUGGUGCUGUCUGGCAGCCUUCUGACAGGCUUCCUCCUCGACACCACCUCACUCAGGUACAAAAACUCCUCCGUCAACUACUGCUUUGAAAACUUCUCCAACAAGCAGUGGAAGUCCAGUCUGUCCAAGGUGGUGGUGUUUAUUGAGACAGUGGGAUUCCUGAUUCCGUUGUUACUCAACAUCUUCUGCUCCGUUUCGGUCCUCCAGACACUGCGCCAGCCCCAGGCUAUAAGCCGUGGGGGCCAGCUCAACAAGACCAACAUCCUGAGGAUGAUCGUGGUCCAUCUUCUCAUCUUCUGCUUCUGCUUCAUCCCCUACAACGUCAACCUGGUGUUCUAUGCCCUGGUCCGCACCAAGCUGCUGAAGGGCUGCGCUGUGGAGUCGGUGGUGAGGACCAUCUACCCCAUCACCCUCUGCAUUGCAGUCAGCAACUGCUGUUUCGACCCAGUCAUCUACUACUUCACCUCCGAGACCAUCCAGAACUCCAUCAAACGUAAAUCUAUGGCGGUUCGCAACAAGAAUAAGCUGGACAAGGGUCUUCAGACAAAUAUGCUGCAGAGCCAGAGCAUCAUUCAGAACAACCCAAGGACUCAAUUUUACCUAGAGUCCACCGUGUGACAUCACCCACAUGAGCCAAAUUAAUGAGGCAUCAGUGCGACAUUUGACAUCAAUAUUUCAGUGAGUCAAUAUUUGGUGCAAUACGCCCAGAUGAUCGUAACAGAUGGGAGAUGAGUGGUCUUGAGUGGAUUCUAUAGGAACCAUGGCAUCACAGGAACAAAGUGAGAAAACCCUAAAGAGAGGUUGCAUGAAGGGUACCAUCCUUGCAGUAAGUACAGUGACUCAGCUCUGAGUGUUCUCGUGUUAAAGGGGUACUUUGGAAUUUUGGCUAGCAUGCUAGCAGAUACCCAUAGACUUCCAGUCAUUGUGCAAAUCCUAGUUAGUUUAGGCUUGCAAAACUACCUCGUACUUCUUUCAUAUUGGACACAGAACAAUACAAAUGUUAUCCACAAGUUCAUCUGACAAUGGGGAAGUAGAUAAAGGGCCUCAUUAACAAAAUCCAGAAGUAUCCCUUUAAGUAUUGCAUCAAUAGCAGUGUCGAGUGUGAGGAUUAGCCUACAUGAUGCAGGUCUGGGGGAGGAAACCCUGGAGCUACAGAUUUACAAAACAAAACAAAAAAGUGAAAAUGUACCCACAACACACUUUGUGACUUGUCAAACAGUGGCCGGGGUAUCUACAUGUUGCUCUAUUGAAAGAUUUGAUACCAGGCAGUUGUCAGUGUUUUACCUGUGCCUAAAUUCAGUAGAUUAACAACCAAAAUUAUGAAAUAGCACUAUAGUGCAAGAUAUGACUUGCAAACUAUUUCUCCCAAUAGUGACAGUGCCUUGAAUGAAUAAAAAGAAAGCAAACAAGUUCUCAUCUGUUUUCUUAAGUCACUAUGAACAAAUGGUGGUAAAUGUAUGACAUUACCCAGGUUUACCUUUGCAUGCCAUAUUGAUUUGUGGGUAAUAAAUAUCUUGAGAUAUUUAGAGCAUUUUACAAAAGGUAGGUGGUUAUCAGUCUUUCAGUUUUAUGACAUUGCCUCACUAGCGUAGCAAUAAUACAUCCUCCCCUGCUCACAUGAAUCAUACAACUAACAACAAAUAGCUAGUGCACACAGAAACCACCUCAAACCAUUACCAAGCAUGAUAACGGAUGUCUGGCUAGCCAGUGAUAACUGGUUGA
Messenger RNA from Oncorhynchus kisutch (coho salmon), 2970 nucleotides. RefSeq names its product lysophosphatidic acid receptor 6-like. Gene Ontology annotation, biological process: positive regulation of Rho protein signal transduction; phospholipase C-activating G protein-coupled receptor signaling pathway. The record is from RefSeq and is a predicted model, not a curated record. Gene Ontology annotation, cellular component: plasma membrane. NCBI's taxonomy places the organism in Eukaryota, Metazoa, Chordata, Actinopteri, Salmoniformes, Salmonidae. The transcript has a single exon. The coding region runs from base 781 to 1866 and encodes 361 amino acids. Gene Ontology annotation, molecular function: lysophosphatidic acid receptor activity.